CGCAGACAUGGCCAGUUGUGUCUGUAGGGACGCCCAACCAAGCCAGAGCGGGUCAUUGCGGCCAAAGAAGAGGAUUUCCAGCAGAGUAGAGAAGACACAGCCUCUGACCCACUGUCAGUCAACCGCAGGUUUACUAGUGCUUAGCAUAAGCAUACUUGUGGCAAAAGGAAGGACGAAAACAAGGAAGGAAGGAGGGAGUGUUUGGCAAUGGUGCUGGCCAUGGAGGAUGCGUGUCCCAAUGGGGUGCAGGAGGAGGAGGUGGAGCCCCCUCUUGAGGUGGCCGCCACAGGACAGUCUGCUGGGGAGGGUCCCCCAGCUGGCCAUCCCACCCCGGGACCAGACACAUCUGGAGCCAUGCAACAGGUGUUGGAUAACCUGGGUGAGGUGCCGACCUCCGCGGGGGCCAAAGACAUCGACCUGCUCUUCCUGCGCGGCAUCAUGGAAAGCCCUAUUGUACGCUCACUCGCCAAGGCCCACGAGCGUUUGGAGGAGGUGAAGUUGGAGGCGGUGCAGGACAACAACGUGGAGCUGGUGACAGAGAUCCUGGGGGACAUCAACAGCCUCACUGUGAAGGAUGACAGCGCAGCUGAGCUCUCCAGGAUCCUCAAGGAACCCCACUUCCAGUCUCUUCUGGAAGCGCAUGACAUGGUGGCCUCCAAGUGUUAUGAGGUCCCACCCCCUGCUGAGACAGCCAAUGACGCGGCAGUGAACAGUGCUCUGAUGCAGGCAGACGCUGUGCGCAUGAUUGGCAUCCGCAAGAAGGCCGGAGAGCCUUUGGGUGUGACGUUUCGCGUGGAGAAGGAUGACCUGGUCAUCGCCAGGAUCCUCCACGGGGGGAUGAUUGACAGGCAGGGACUGCUCCAUGUGGGCGACAUCAUAAAGGAGGUGAAUGGGAAGGAUGUGGGCAGCAAUCCCACGGAGCUGCAGGAGAUGCUGAAGGACUGCAGUGGGGGGAUCACCCUUAAGAUACUGCCCAGCUACCGGGAUGCACCGGCCCCACCGCAGGUGUACGUGCGACCACACUUUGACUAUAACCCCACCAAUGACAAUCUCAUCCCAUGCCGAGAGGCGGGCAUGGAGUUCAAGAGAGGUGACAUCCUUCAGAUUGUCAACAGAGAGGACCCCAACUGGUGGCAGGCAUGCCAUGUGGUGGGAGGCACCACUGGACUAAUACCCAGUCAGUUCUUGGAGGAGAAGAGGAAAGCAUUUGUGCCAAGAGACUUUGAUGGAUCAGGGAUCCUGUGUGGAACAAUAAGUGGAAAGAAGAAGAAAAAGAUGAUGUACCUCACAGCCAAGAAUGCAGAGUUUGAUAGACAUGAGCUGCAGAUAUAUGAGGAAGUGGCCAAGAUGCCCCCCUUCCAGAGAAAGACGCUGGUUCUGAUUGGUGCCCAGGGAGUGGGCCGGCGCAGCCUGAAGAACCGUUUGGUGGUCCUCAAUCCUAGCAGCUUUGGCACCACCAUUCCUUUUACCUCUCGGCGACCCCGUGAUGAUGAGCUGGACGGCAACUCCUACCACUUCACCACUCGGCUGGAGAUGGAAGCGGACGUGAAGGCCGGCCGCUUUCUGGAGCACGGCGAGUACGACGGCAACCUGUACGGCACCAAGAUCGACUCCAUCCAUGAGGUGGUGGCCACAGGACGCACCUGCAUCCUGGAUGUCAACCCACAGGCUCUGAAGGUACUGAAGACAGCCGAGUUCAUGCCCUACGUGGUGUUCAUCGCAGCACCAGAGUUUGACACGCUCAAGGCCAUGCACAAAGCCGUGGUGGACGCAGGCAUCACCACCAAGCAACUUACGGAUGUGGACCUGAGGAAGACGGUGGAUGAGAGCGCCCGCAUCCAGAGAGCUUACAACCACUACUUUGACCUGACCAUCAUCAAUGACAACCUGGACAAGGCCUUCGAGACGUUACAGGCUGCCGUGGAGAAACUGUGCACCGAGCCCCAGUGGGUCCCGGUCAACUGGGUGUACUGAGGACUAACAGUGCCACAUACACACACACACAGACACACACCACUCUGACUAGUUCAGAGCCCCGCCAGCCUGGGUGUGUGUGUGUGUGUGUUUGACCACAGAGGCCGAGGACAAAGGUGAAAGA
This is a messenger RNA of Lampris incognitus (smalleye Pacific opah), 2098 nucleotides long. RefSeq names its product protein associated with LIN7 2, MAGUK p55 family member b (gene pals2b). Gene Ontology annotation, cellular component: cell-cell junction; plasma membrane. Gene Ontology annotation, molecular function: protein binding. The transcript has 13 exons. Lineage: Eukaryota; Metazoa; Chordata; Actinopteri; Lampriformes; Lampridae. The record is from RefSeq and is a predicted model, not a curated record. The coding region runs from base 208 to 1974 and encodes 588 amino acids.